AUGGAACUGUCCCAGCUACUCAAUGAGAUCAGGGCAAACUAUGAAAAGCUCCUCACCAGAAAUCAGAUAGAGACGGUGCUCUCAACAAGGAUCCAGCUAGAGGAAGAUAUAAGCAAAAAAAUGGACAAAGACGAAGAGGCUUUAAAGGCAGCUCAAGCAGAACUCAAGGAAGCCCGACGCCAGUGGUACCACCUGCAAGUGGAAAUUGAAUCUCUCCAUGCUGUGGAAAGAGGCCUUGAAAACUCCCUACAAGCCAGUGAGCAGCAUUACCAGAUGCAGCUGCAAGACCUAGAGGCUGUGAUUGAAGGACUAGAAAAGGAGUUACAGGAAGUGAGGCGCGGCAUCGAGAAGCAGCUUCAGGAGCAUGAGAUGCUUCUCAACACGAAGAUGAGGCUAGAACAAGAAAUAACAACAUAUCGCCGCCUCCUAGAAAAGGAAGAACUCAGGUAUUAUGGUUGUAUCCAAGGUGGGAAAAAAGACCAAAAACCUACCACAAGUAGAGUUGGUUUUGUUUUACCUUCAGCAAUUAUAAAUGAAAUAUCUUUUUCAACAAAAGCCCCACAAAAGUGUGAGAAUGAAAAAGUGGAAACAGUGACCAAACAGGCAGCAUUAAAUGGAAAUAUCGUGAAGGAGAGCGGCGAAGCUCAUGGCACUAUUCAGACAGAGAAAGUGGAUGAAGUUAUUAAAGAAUGGGAAGGUUCCUUCUUUAAAGAUAACCCUCGAUUAAGGAAAAAAUCUGUUUCUCUUCGAUUUGAUCUUCAUUUAGCAGCUACCGAUGAAGGGUGUUUACAGACUAAACAGGAUAAUCUACCAGAUAUAGAAGUCAGGCUCAUCAUGAGAAGGUCAUGCAGUAUCCCCUCUAUCAAACCUCCACCAGCAGCUAACUAA
Molecule: messenger RNA, 888 nt
Organism: Cynocephalus volans (Philippine flying lemur)
Lineage: Eukaryota; Metazoa; Chordata; Mammalia; Dermoptera; Cynocephalidae
Gene: KRT222
Product: keratin 222
Exons: 6
Coding region: 1-888 (295 amino acids)
Molecular function (GO): structural molecule activity
Source: RefSeq, a predicted model, not a curated record